Molecule: messenger RNA, 1317 nt
Organism: Penaeus monodon (black tiger shrimp)
Lineage: Eukaryota; Metazoa; Arthropoda; Malacostraca; Decapoda; Penaeidae
Product: spore wall protein 2-like
Exons: 7
Coding region: 1-1317 (438 amino acids)
Source: RefSeq, a predicted model, not a curated record
AUGUUAAGACUGUCGGGAGGAGAUCAUAGCCACUACCAUGGAGAGGAAGGUGGGGGAGGGGUUGUAGUGAGCUGCCGCUCCUACUGCUCCUUUUGGCAACCCACACCCGCUCAGCAUCAUUCUAAACCCCCACAAAUUGUCCCCGCGACCAAUAUUACAAGUGUGGACCAGGGCGUGAGGAUCCUGACGGAGACGCUGACGGCGACGCUGCAGAAGAUAAAUUUCACCAACAGGCGCCGUUCCCGUCUCCGAGUUGUUGGAGAAGCCACGACGGAGGAGCAGCAGAAGUCGACCAACGCCUUCCAAGAAAGCUCCUGUGAUAUAUUUGAGUUGGCGGCGGUCAAGGGAGAGGACAAGAAGCGCUCCUUGGCGGCGGUCAAGGGAGAGGACAAGAAGCGCUCCUUGGCGGCGGUCAAGGAGAGGACAAGAAGCGCUCCUUGGCGGCGGUCAAGGGAGAGGACAAGAAGCGCUCCUUGGCGGCGGUCAAGGGAGAGGACAAGAAGCGCUCCUUGGCGGCGGUCAAGGGAGAGGACAAGAAGCGCUCCUUGGCGGCGGUCAAGGGAGAGGACAAGAAGCGCUCCUUGGCGGCGGUCAGGGAGAGGACAAGAAGCGCUCCUUGGCGGCGGUCAAGGGAGAGGACAAGAAGCGCUCCUUGGCGGCGGUCAAGGAGAGGACAAGAAGCGCUCCUUGGCGGCGGUCAAGGGAGAGGACAAGAAGCGCUCCUUGGCGGCGGUCAAGGGAGAGGACAAGAAGCGCUCCUUGGCGGCGGUCAAGGGAGAGGACAAGAAGCGCUCCUUGGCGGCGGUCAAGGGAGAGGACACGAAGCGCUCCUUGGCGGCGGUCAAGGGAGAGGACAAGAAGCGCUCCUUGGCGGCGGUCAAGGGAGAGGACAAGAAGCGCUCCUUGGCGGCGGUCAAGGGAGAGGACAAGAAGCGCUCCUUGGCGGCGGUCAAGGGAGAGGACAAGAAGCGCUCCUUGGCGGCGGUCAAGGGAGAGGACAAGAAGCGCUCCUUGGCGGCGGGAGAGGACAAGAAGCGCUCCUUGGCGGCGGUCAAGGGAGAGGACAAGAAGCGCUCCUUGGCGGCGGUCAAGGGAGAGGACAAGAAGCGCUCCUUGGCGGCGGUCAAGGGAGAGGACAAGAAGCGCUCCUUGGCGGCGGUCAAGGGAGAGGACAAGAAGCGCUCCUUGGCGGCGGUCAAGGGAGAGGACAAGAAGCGCUCCUUGGCGGCGGUCAAGGGAGAGGACAAGAAGCGCUCCUUGGCGGCGGUCAAGACGGGCCAAGGCAGAGGCUUGAAGCAUCCAGGUCCAUUGGGUUAA